Xenia sp. Carnegie-2017 is the source of this 2774-nucleotide messenger RNA. RefSeq lists its product as uncharacterized. Gene Ontology annotation, cellular component: membrane. The coding region runs from base 495 to 2774 and encodes 759 amino acids. Gene Ontology annotation, molecular function: protein binding. Gene Ontology annotation, biological process: arachidonate metabolic process. The record is from RefSeq and is a predicted model, not a curated record. The transcript has 6 exons. Lineage: Eukaryota; Metazoa; Cnidaria; Anthozoa; Malacalcyonacea; Xeniidae.
UCAAAGCAGAGUGUUUGACUGCGACUCUACGUCUGCUAUGAUAAGGAGCUUCACAAAUUCUAAAAGCAAUCGCAUUGAAUCAGAUACCAUCAUUUCUCUCAAGACUUUUUACGGUAUAUUGACAAAUUUCUGAUUUGAACAAGCUCUUCACUUCUCUCGACACAGUAACCUCCUGCGAUGGCCACUGAACGUCUAUUUUGGGCAGCGACUUCACGAAUCAUAAAACCUUUCACUUUUAAUAAAGUUUUAUUUUGUCCUGGCUUUCUAAGUUAUCGUGGCCAACUUCAAACACGGAAGGCAAACUCUUCUCUCCAGUCAAAUGAGCAACCUGUUGUGGCUUUUCAUGGCAAACAUCCUCAAUCUUGCCAAAAACCAGACAUCGACGGUCGUAUUCCUUCAGACGAUGAAAAAAGAAUUGUGAUAUUCAAAAAAUAUAUUCAACGAAAAACAGCAUUAACAUAUUGUCUUUUGAUGGUGGGGGAAGUCGAGGUGUAAUGGAAUUGGAACUUUUGAACGACGUUUUACGAUUGGCGACGAUUGUGUUGAGAAAUCCUGAAACAUUAGACUACCUUGUAUAUGAAGAAAGUAAUGAAUGGAAAAUGCAUUUCUUGGAAGAUCGCGACGUCCGAGAAAGUUUGAUCAAUGAUCUAAAAGAAGUUGAGAAUCCCAUUCAUCCCACCGAUAUUUUCGACAUGAUAGUUGGAACCAGUACAGGAGGUCUGAUUGCGUUUGGUUUGGUUGGUGGAAAUAAAGUUGGAGAUAACCAUCAUGAAAGGAAACGGAUGAGUGUGGAAGAAUGCAUUGAGAUGUAUCGCUGCAAUACUGAGAUCAUUUUCAAAAAAACUUGGAUGCAAAAGUUUAUUUCUUUUAUCCCAAACUGUUUCCCCGUUCCUUAUAUGACAUAUCCACAAGCCAACAUGGAGAAAGCCAUAAAGAAUCAGUUUGGUGAGUGUGACUUAAGUGACUUAGAAAACCGUAUUGAUUCAUAUGGUGUUGUUGGGGCUGUCGCCAAAAAAAUUCAUCCAGACAAAUAUCUUGUACUCUUUGACACUGCAAAUAAAGACCAAAAAAAUUACAAGGCUUACGAAGUCUUGCUUGCAUCCUCCAAUGCUCCAUUUUACUUUGACACUCCAGUCGUAAUUGGCAAUACUAAAUAUGUCGAUGGUGGUUUAGGAGGAAAUUGUCCGUUAAAACAAGCAAUUCCACGAGCACGGGAAAUUUUUAAAAACGCAGAAAUAGUUUCAGUUUUGUCAAUUGCACCUCCAUUACCUCCCAAAUUAGAAAAUCCUUCUAAUCGUAUAAGUUGGAUCAAUUAUGCACGUCACGAAUUAACUGAUGGCCAUAAGGUGUUUGAAGAAGUUGUCAAAAGCCAUAAAUUGGAUAAAACUUUGUUUCAAAGGUUGUUCCCACGUAGUAAUUCCUUAAAAACAUUCAAAUUGGAUGAGAUCGAUAUAAAAAAGAUGUUAGAUGCCAUGGAAGAAGAAAAAGUUCGGGAUGAUAUGUUUCUUGUCGACAUUGUUGCCAGUGCAAUGGCUGUUGUCCUGGCUUCUAGUGAUAAAGUAGAAAGUCAUAAUGAUUCGUUGAGUGUUGCAGUAAGGCUUGCUAAGGCAGCAGGACAUGCGUACGAAAGCAAGGAAGAAUAUAAGUCAGCAAUUGUCUCUCACCGAACUCGCGAACGUCUUUAUACGUCUAGCAAACGUACUCAAACGUCUUCAAAAGUCAGCGAUGGUCUUACUACUGUUAUGAUAUCUUAUGACAUUGCAAAAUGUUACAAAGAGCAAGGAGACUAUUCUAAAGCUUUUGAAUUAUUCGAAUCAAAUGUUGAUACACUUGCUAACCUGAAGUUUGAUGAUCAAAAGUAUGAUGAUCUAAUUGUUGAUAACUUGAUCGAAAAAGUGCACUGUUAUCUCCAAACCUUUCAAUAUCAAGAUGCAGAAAACUGUUUGAAUAAAAUCAGCCAUUAUGAGAUCAGAGAUGAAAAACGUGUCCAAGUAUUAAUCUAUGAAGCAUGGUGCAAGCGUCAACGUGGAAAACUUGAGGAAACUUUCAACCUUUACAGAGAUGCAGCCAAAAUUACGUUAGACAGCAAAAACUUUGACAAGGCAAAAAUACUCAAUAACAUGGGCUUACUUUUUACAGAUCUUGGAAUGAAAGAUAAGGCCUUUGAUUUCAUUUGCCAAGCCCAAAAUAUUAGAAACAUAAUAAUUGCACAGAAAAACCAUCACUUGCUGGCUGAGUCUCAUAAAAAUGUUGGGUUAUGCCUAGUAGAGAAAGGUGAUGGUAAAAAGGCCGAAAAAGAGCUACAGAAAGCUAUUCAAAUUUACGUGGAAAUUGGUGAUGAAAUUAAAAUUUCUAACGUACUUCAAAUUUUAGCCAGAUGCAUGUUGUUGCAAGAUCAUUUAAACUACAAUCUUGCCAUGAAUUAUGCACAAGAAGCUAUUGAGAGAAUGAGACCACAAGUGCCCACGGAUUAUAAUCCGGGAAGUGCGAAAAUUCUGUCAAUUUUCGGUAGGUGUUUUUUCGAAACUGGAAGAUUAGAAAACGCCGAGGAAAAUCUUGUAACAGCUUCAAGUUUGAUUGAAGAUUUGCUUUGCAAAAAUCAUCCACAACUCAUUGAAAUCUACAAACUUCUUUACCAACUUUAUGAUAAGGAUGGCCAACCCAAGCUGGCUGAAAAGUACAAAGAGAAAAAACGGCGCAUUAGCGAUGAAAUAGAAAAAAUAGCUUCGAAAGUAAAAGACUCAGACGAAAUUCUGAAAUGGAAAGAACAGUAA